This is a messenger RNA of Tachysurus fulvidraco (yellow catfish), 6263 nucleotides long. RefSeq names its product TBC1 domain family member 10A. Lineage: Eukaryota; Metazoa; Chordata; Actinopteri; Siluriformes; Bagridae. Bases 381 to 1811 code for a protein of 476 amino acids. The record is from RefSeq and is a predicted model, not a curated record. The transcript has 9 exons.
GCUUCCAACAUUCGCUUGACAGUAACUUAGCAUCAGCUAACAGUUGGUAGCUAAGGGAUAAUCACCGUUAGAUUUAAAGUAAAUGCGUCAAAAUCACGAAAGGUUCAUUUUCUCUAAAUGUAUUGGUACAUCAGAAACUCAGAAUGCAAUCUUUGAGCACUUUUUGAAAGACAUGCCAUUAUACAAAAAAAAUAAAAGGUAAUGAAAUAAAAAUGCCAGAUGAAUACUUCUGAAGCUAGCCGGCUAUGCUAAGCUAAAGUAAGCUAAGCUAAGAUAAGCAUCCAUAAGGAAGAAGUGUUGUCAGUCGGCGGAGCUUCAGACUCUCGCACUAAGCUGAUCAGCGAGACGUUAGUGUUAGACCUGUGAGAAGCCUGUGGGAAAUGGCUAAAAUUCAUAUUCAAGGGAACGGAUUUCAGGCAAAAGAUGGGAAAAAUCUACGGGGCACGACGGAGAGUUUAGCCGGACAGGAAGGCGAAUCUUUGGGCUCUGAGCCGAACGGCGUCGCCGAAACCCAAGCGGAUAAAUACGGCUUCAUCGGCGGAUCUCAGCAGAGUUCCGUGGAUCCAGCCGAGGACAUCCCUCCCGAGGUACUGAGGCAGAGAGAGGCUAAAUGGUUGGAGAUGCUGAACAGCUGGGAUAAGUGGAUGAGCAAGAAACACAAGAAGGUGAAGCUGCGGUGUCAGAAAGGCAUUCCUCCGUCGCUGAGGGGUCGUGCCUGGCUCUAUCUGUCCGGAGGAAAAGUGAAGAGAGAGCAGAAUGUGGGCAAGUUCCAGGAAUUGGACAGUGACUGUGGAGACCCAAAAUGGGUGGAUGUGAUCGAGAAGGAUCUCCAUCGUCAGUUUCCCUUUCAUGAGAUGUUCUCUGCACGAGGAGGACACGGGCAGCAGGACCUGUUCCGAGUGUUGAAGGCUUACACACUUUACCGGCCAGAGGAGGGUUACUGCCAGGCUCAGGCUCCCAUUGCUGCUGUGCUGCUCAUGCAUAUGCCUGCUGAGGAUGCAUUUUGGAGUCUGGUGCAAAUCUGUGAGAAAUAUCUGCCUGGCUACUACAGUGCAGGCCUGGAGGCAAUCCAGCUGGACGGAGAGAUCCUGUUCUCUUUACUGAAGCGUGUGUCUCCUGUGUCUCAUCGGCACCUGAAGAAGCACAAAAUCGACCCUGUGCUCUACAUGACCGAGUGGUUUAUGUGCGCAUUCUCUCGCACGCUGCCGUGGGCGUCAGUGCUGCGCGUUUGGGACAUUUUCUUCUGCGAAGGAGUCAAAGUCAUUUUUCGUGUGGGCCUGGUGCUUCUGAAAUGCAUGCUGGGAUCUCAAGAGAAGCUAAAAAGGUGUCCGGGUCAGUACGAGACGAUGGAGAGGCUUCGCAAAGUAGAGCCACGCUACAUGCAGGAGGGCUUCCUCAUUAAAGAGAUUCUGGAAUUGCCGCUGUCUGAGCGAGACAUCGAGAAGGAGCAUCUCGCACAACUGCGACACUGGAAGGAAACGCACGGAGAACUGCACUGCAAAUCCCCUCCCAGAAUGCACGGCGCUCGCGCCAUCAUGGCCGCCGAGCCUCCCAGCCGACAGGACCUGCAGCAGAGACCCACCAUUUUGGUGGAGCCGGCGGAGAUCAACGGCUCUGAAGACAAGGAGAAAAAGAAAAGCAAAGCAGAUAAAAAGAAGAGCAAGAAAGACACUUCGCUCGACACAACCGAUCAUGACCAGGCACCGCAGGACCAGGCUUUACAAAGUCAAUCACAGGCGCUGCUAAAGGACACGAGUCUUCAGGCGUCUAAUCUGAGUCUGAGCAGCAUAGAACACGACACGUACCUGUAGAGUGCCUCAUGACCGUCAUGCUGACCUGUGAAUAUUUACUAACUGCAUCUGAACACUUCUGGUCCACAUGACCCUCUCUCAGGUUUCUACAUCUGGUGUGAUUACACUUCAGUCCCACAAUGCAUUGGGGGCCUGCGCUGGGAUUGCGUUUUCUUGUACAUCACAUCCAUGUGCUUCAUGAAGGAAGUAAUUCAUUUGGGAGUUUUUUAAUGGUCUGUUUUUAUUCCUAAGCACCAAGAAUGUGUGAAAGCCACAUUACUUACCGUAUUUUCCAGAUUAUUAAGCACAACCUUAAUCGUCGUUUUAAUUAUUAUCGUCGUUUUAAUUAGUAGUCGUGAGAUGUCGGGACCAAGCCGGUACACUACCGUAAUUAUCGCUAAGAUUAUAGUUGUGUUAGCAACAGACAGCAGUGACACAGCAGAUCUUAAACAGAUACACAAAACCUAUUAAUAAUGACCAGAUACAGCAACACUAAAGAAAAAUGAACUGAAAUACACCAGCAGAACAAACCAAAGCUUCACUUCAGAGGCAAACACGCAGAUGGGACAACAGACAAACAAACAAAAGGGAGAGUGACUUAGAGUCUGGAAAAUGCACUGCCUUUGUUAAAGACAUGCACAAGGACUCAAACAUCAUCACUGUGUGAUGGAAACAUAAAAGGGCUGAAAUUUUGCUUGUCGUAAAUGAUGCUAACGUACCAGCGGGGCCAUUGUGGCACUUCAGUGUGCAGAAGCUACUUUUCAGUAUAACAGAAAGUGACAGUGGCUGGAUAAGAAACAAACAAAUCUGACGUGUUCAUGUUAGGCAUCUGACGUGUUCAUGUUAGGCAUGUGGCGGUUUAUAGACCAUAAGAUUUAAGAUUAUCGAUGAUUGUCUAAAAAAACAUUGCAUUUGGGAGGCAAUUAGAUAGAUGUUUUUUUUAUUGUUUAAUUGGGAAUCUGUUUUCCUUAUUUUGUCAUUUUGUAUGAGUACAUUCCCAUAACACAGAAGACACAAAUCUUGGGACCAUUUCUUGAUAUCUGUAUUACUCAAGGAAUCAUUCAUUCCAGAACAUGUUUUUUUUUUUGGAAAACAAUCGAGUUCAUUAUUUUCCUAGAACAUAUAACACCAUGUCCUGGAUUGACUGAUAUCAACGUCAUACUUUUUAUCCACUUAUAGUUAAUUUUAUUGUUGUAUAGAUGAGAAAACACAAACUCGGCACCUGACUAAUUUUGGUUAAAGUGCCUAAAGACAUCAGCACAAGCAGCAUCACCAAAGGCUUUAGUGGUGCACUUUCUUGGUUUGACCACUAGGGGGUGCAGCAUGACCUCCGGAUCGUAAACAAAACUUUUCCUUUUAACUUUUUUUGUAUUUUAUUUUAAGAUUUUUUUUUGUUUGUUAUGAGAAAGGAAGUAAACAUGGCUGCUCUCAUUUAUAGUCAGUAUAGUUUUAAAUUAUUACAGACAUUUUGACACAAAAAGGAAACAAUCUUGUGUGUGAAUUGUCAAGUUCAAUACAUCAUGAUCCAGCGUCAUAAGCUGAUAUUGGCCUAAUGUCUAACACAAAUCAGUGUGUCCUUAAAUACCCCAGAAAAGACUAUGGAUGCACUGAUUUGGUGUCAGUAUCAGUCCAUUAUUCAGCCUUUUUUUCUGUUUUUUUUUUUUUUUUUUUUGCAAAUCAAUUAUCUCAGUGAAGAGAUAGAAUAAUGGUGCUGAAGUCUCUCUCUCUCUCUCUCUCACACACACACACACACACACACACACACACACACACACACACCUCUACCUUUAAAACAACUUCUGCACUUAUUUAAUUUUGUAAAAGGAAACGCUUUAGAAUAGGAUCAGGCCUGUCUUAUAAAAAAGAGGGACAAAAACAGACAGACUGAUUGUGAAUGAGACAAGUGAAGCGCUCUAUUCAUGAUGACGUUAACAGACUCGUGCCACUUCUGUGAGCUACUUCUGCUUUGGCUGAUGGCUGUCAGGAUGUUGCUGGAAAUUUACUCCAAAUGCAUUUAUUUUCUUAUGACAGCAUUUCAGAAUGCAUGCACUUCCAUGUUAACCAACACUGUGAGUAUGUUUCACAAAAAAAACCUUAAAAUCACACAUGAGUAGAACGUAUAUAAACACACAUAUGCUGUCCUUUUAUUGCAGUGUCUAGCGUCACACAGGCUCGAAGCUUUUGUGUCACGUCUGACGUGAAUUCUAGAUGGUCGUGUGCCGGUUUUCAUUUUCAUUCCGGUGCAUUUAAUGAAUUCAUCGUGAUAUGAUUUAUUUGAUCUCAAACAUAAAAACAUAAGUGUGUCAAUGAUUACCCAGAAGCAUGAAACAGCCAAUAUAAUGCAUACUAAUAACUGAAAGAAUAAAACACUUCAGGAUGUGACAUCUUACAAGAACACAACCGACCUAAUUUGAUUGUUUUCUUGUAACAGCCUGAAGUGUUUUAUUCCUCUAGUACCACAGGAAUAAUUUGCCAACUACUGCAUUUUAAAUUAUUAAAGCCCAACACCUAGCGAUCGUCUCUUUAUCGUUACGUUUAAUGGUGUGGAACAUCCCUAUAAUAAAUGAGUUCCUGUUUUCCCUUAGAAUACAGCAGCUGUAAACAGAUGUUCCGGCAUCAGAGUUGUUUUCUCUUAUUUUUUCCCUUGAAGAGAGUUUAAGGGGGGAAAAAAGCAGCUUGUUACAGAAAAUCUGAAAUCUCACCGUUCUUGAAGACUUUCUCGAGGUGGACAACUCAAAGUACUAAUACUGAAGACUCCUUCCAAGAAUACUGAAUAGUUAUCAUCACCAUAUCAACAAUUUAUGAAGUAAAUCCCUGUGAAUUAAUUGUUGUUAUAGAAACAAAUAGAAAUAUUAUAUAACCAGUGCGUUAAUAUAAACUUUAUUGCUGUCAUUUCUGUCAGAGCUGAAAAAAAAAUUUAUCCAUCUCUUCUGACCAAUCAGAUAUAAGAAUUCAAGCACCAUGGUAUAAUUGAUAUAUCUGAUUAUCGGCACACACCCGGUCCGGAAAUAACGUGUUUAGACAGAAUGCUGCAAUUUAAAUAUUAAGCUAUGAGAGAAAACCGUUUCCACGUAAACAUGUCACUUAUUUCCCUGAAAACACUUCCCGAUUAAAGACCAACAAACACCAUUAAUAAUAAGAACCUGAAAUGAGAGCCGCUUUAAAGCUGGAGAUGUUAUCAGGCUUUGAUUUCAUUGUAAACAUGAUUUUGGGAAAUCUUUCAUUUGUGGGUUGAGACAUUCCUGGGAGAAGUUUACAAAACAAUGAUAAUCCUGAAAUGUGCUGAGAAUGAGCAGGAAGUGUGUGUAUGUGUAUGUGCGUGUGUGUUCCUCAUCAUUUUUAUAGUGUAGUGUUAACGGGAAAGCAGCUGUUGUAUUAUGCUCUGUGUGUGUGUGUGUGUGUGUGUGUGUGUGUGUGUGUGUGUGUGUGUGUGUGUGUGUGGGAGAUUGGAGAAAUGUUAUGGUUUGCACUUUUUGCAAUUCUUCUACCGUUUAUGGAUAAACGGAACAUAUUUUCAAGUAAAGGCUAUUUUCCGUAUUGUUCUACUGUACAGCAUGACCAUAUUUGGACGCUAUAGAUUUCUACAUUGGGAACAGAAAUGCACUUUGUCCAUCUUUUGAAUUUCUGAUGAAUGAAGAGAUGCUUUUAAUCCUACAGGUUUUCUGUCUUCUUUUGUUUGAACUUCUUGUGUUUGGGGACAAACUGUCUGUAUUGAUCCUUGCCGUCGUGUCCACACGACGUGUAGCUACACUCAUCGACCGAUUCUGUCAGCUACAUCAGUACAAUAGCUGUCAUUUUUACUCCGUGUAGUCCAUUAGUUGUCUGUUGAAACUCCAUCUACCUGUACAUUACUGGGGCAGGACCGGAUAUUAUUUAUAUAAGAACCGACACUAAUGAGGGCUUGAGGAUGAUGAACACACACACACACACACACACACAUGCACACACACACACCAACCGAUGUGCACCAACAACAUGGCUGUAAUAAAAUGUCCAUGAAUGAAUUUUUACUUCUUUUCACAUCCUUAAAUCGUGCUGUUUUAUUUUAUGCUGCUUAGAGCCAACGCGCGCCAGGCUUUUGCGUCGUUACGGAAUCAGGCAGGAAAGAAAGAGAGAUUGAGUGAGGGAUGGCAGAGGUGAAAGAGUGUUCUGUGUGGAUCGUCCUCCCCUGGACACCUGGUCCUCUCACAGUCUUUAGGCUCCAUGUCAGGAUUUGCAUCUGAAUGGUGCUGGCAUUCUCACUCUCCCUGUCUCUCUCUUUGUUUUCUAUCUCUCUCCUUUCCCAGCAUUUCACUGCAUCCUUUAGCGGAUGUCUCUCUUUCGCUCACACACACACACACACACACACACACACACGAGAUUCUAAAUUUUAUGUGCAUGCAGCAAGCAGCAUGCUAAUAGUCUCAACAGCUCAUACAAACCGUGUCAUUAUUAAUACAUCAGUCGCAAAAUAAAGGGAUGGAUGGAUACCGA